This is a messenger RNA of Amoebophrya sp. A120, 5034 nucleotides long. NCBI's taxonomy places the organism in Eukaryota, Dinophyceae, Syndiniales, Amoebophryaceae. The record is from the annotation of a GenBank genome assembly.
ACAAAAUUAGAUAUGACACGUUGUGAAAGAGUCGCGCGAGGACUAAUUCUCGCAGUUUGAAAAAUAUCUUCAAGGAAAAAUAAGUGAAAGAAUGGGCGCAAAAAAUGAGGCAGACGAGAACAUGGGGAUAUGCAUCUCCCUCUGUUUAUGGAAGUGUCGAGUUGGAAAUCGACAAAGUGGAAGUGAACUUGCGAUGCAUGGAAUCGACGCGAUGGCAGUUAUUCUCAUUGGAGCCCCAAUUAGUCCGUGGCACGUGACAAUUUUUCGGAGUACCAAGAUCCAGACUGACAUGCUGUUUGGGAAAAAAGCUACUUUUAUUUGUAUGCAUCUUUGGUCGUGCUAGUACUAGGUACUUUAGCACCUCGAUUACCCUAACCCCAAAAAGGCUCACAAUUGCCCUCGUUUGCUGUCUUUUCUCCGCGACAGGGACCUUGUGCCACAUUCUCGCAUUUUUUGCAUGCGUUUGAAAUUGAAAUUAAAAUUGUUUUUUCAUACUUUAUUGUCGACUUCAAACGUGACGCCUCGAUAAUCUUCCGUUUUUGUUGGGUUGGCAUGUGCGAUCUCGUAUCCACUGUAAAAGUACCGCAUCCGUAGUAAUUGCAAUACUUCUGCAUAAGUAUCUAUAAGAAUCUCGUGCUUGCUGGGCGUAGGAUCCUUAUGAUUAUGAUGUAGCCCCUCAGUCUAUUGUAUGUUGUUGAGAAAAUUUGUAGUGCCGUCACUGCUAGUGCAAUACUUUUGCAAUGCAUAUCCUAAUGUUGAUGAUUUCCACCGGGACUAUCGCACAAAGAAAAGCUGGCACGUCAUACCGGUACUGCUGCACAAAGGUGGAAAUUGAAAAAUCUGUGACCGUCGUCGAGCCUUGAGCACGCUGCUUAGGAUGCGCAAUGCAGAUUUUGCCACGUAUUUAGUGAUUACAGAUAAGUUUUGCCCUGCCAGCUUCUUUCUGUGCGAUAGGCACGGACGGGUACGCAGGAGCCUUCCACUGGCCCCUCCUGGAAAUGAAGUCCCACGCUGAGGUAGGUAUUUUUAUACCUGCUUACGAAGGAAAUUCGUAGUACGUAGUGCUGGUCUUACGAGUACGUAUUUGCAUCACAGAUAUUAUCUGUAACAAGGAGUCUAGACGUGACCGGGGGGGUCACGUCCGUCCGGCCGGCCGGACGGACGGCACGUGACCGGGGGUCCGUCGUGGCGCUAGGAGGUGGUGGCCGCGGUGGACCGCGCGCCCGGGCAACUAAAAAAAAAAAAGGUCAUGAGCUCGGUCCUUCACUGAAGAACUGCAACUGCCUCUCUUCGUCACGCUCCGCCCCCGGUCACGCGGCCGGGGGCUGUUAGCUAGCUCGGGCGCCCAACUAAAAAAAAAAAGGUCAUGAGUUCGGUCUUUCACGGAAAAACAAAAAAAGGCACGACUCUUGCCCCUGGUCCGCCGUCGGUGACGCGGCCGGGGGCUUCUAGCUACCGAGGGCCAAAGUUGCUGCGGCAUUCAGCGCCGAACUCGCCCCGAGGCCGGACUACCCCCGGUCACGUGCCGUCCGUCCGGCCGGACGGACGGACGUGACCCCCCCGGUCACGUCGAGGUUCCCUGUUACUAUAUUCUAAGAUAUGACCUUUCCAGCUUCUUUCUGUGCGAUAGGCACGGACGGGUACUCAGGAGCCUUCCACUGGCCCAUCCUGGAAAUGAAGUCGCACGCUGAGGUAGGUAUUUUUGACCUUACCAGGAGAAAUAGAAGUAGUGUUGGAGUUGGGCGCUUGUACUAAUGCAUAUUUGGAUCGAAUACGAACUCGCAUUUGAGUACGACUAUAAUCCGAAUUCUCGACAAAACUAUAACAGCUCGGCUUCCCGGUGCAGCGACCUUUUUCCCUUAUGUUCACCGUAUCAAGUGCUAAUAUGCCCCCUUAGUUUGGAAAGUUGUGAUGCUGAUGUGUGGAUACUAAGCAACGGAACCUUGUACUUAGUUACGGUGCCACGCAGGGCAAGUUUUCGAGCCGAAUGACAAAUCGUGUUUUGGCAUUGCAAGAAAAAGACACUAUAUCGGCACGCACAUAAAAAAUCUUUUUCUCCUGUCAGCCAAGCAUGACAUUUUCCACACCAAGACAUAUGUGCAAUGCAUACACCAAGAAGGAUAUCAUCAACGCGCACACACAAGUGACUUUCAUAUCAUAUCUCCCGCAAAAGCAAGUAAUAAUAAAUCGGACGAAUCUUCGAAAGAGGCGCCUUCUUGCAGGAGCAUAUCCAUGCUACUUAUGCUAGGUCCUGACGGUACAGCAUAAGUACAACAUUUCUUGCCGUGCCUCUACUGAACGAGAAGAAAAAAUUCCCUAAAUGUCUGUGCAUGAAGGGUGUAUGAGUAUGUGACCGUAAGAGUACUACUUAAUAAAUGGAUUAGGUUUCCUCGUGGCAGCUUUUGUUGUACUGCAUAUACCUCUCCGAACAACGAUUUGCGAUCUAAUGAGCCAGUACCUGUUGAUAUGCCAUUUAAUCUUACCCCCGCCGCAGUGCCUUUGCAUUUGAAUUGUUUGUCCAACUAAAACUGCACACAACACGUAGGACGAGCUCGAGCCCUGCUCCGGGGGUACAUGAUUUGGCGUGUUGCAUAUCUGAGCGCAAACAGUCUUUCGGGAACUGCCAUCGAGGUGAUCGGUGGUACGACGUGCGAUAUGGACAAAUUGAAAAGCGACGCAUACACUAUGGAGACUGAGAGCGGCAGCGGGAAUACAACAAUAUCUUCGUGGAAACGCUUUUCUUUUUUGUCAGUAUCUAUCUGCCCUCCUUCGUUCGCCGGAAUCACACAUACAGCGCUUCGAGAAUAACUGACUUUACUAUGUUGGCACCACUGCACGACGUGUCAUCCAAUUUGGUACCUUUGAUGCAUUUUCACGAAACAAACAAAUUGUAAAAAUAAGAAAUCGAUGCGCUUUAUCCUAUCUGUAGGGAACGUGGUCGCAGCUCUUGCUACCGAACCCUGCUGAUUAUACGUUGGCAGUACAACAAACAACAAAGGGAUGGCGUUUCCCACGGGAUAAUUCGAAACUACCGACUGGGAUUUCUCCGGCGUGAUGCUCACUACCUGUGCCGUUUUUAUGACCUGCCAGUACGUACAAGAGUGUAGGACACACGCACAAACAAGGUAAAGAAGCUUCUAUGAGGUUUUAGACGCACGAUUGAGUAAGUAGCAUUUCUAGCCUUCUAUGCAUGUUCGCUCCGGCUCGUCCGAUUGCGGCUGCGGAUUUUUAGCACGGGUCCUACCGUGCCGGAAAAUCAUCAACAAUGCGAUGCGAGGAGCGGCAGACGUCAACGACAUCUUUAAUAUCUUUCAGGUGUUCACAGAUGACUACGAUGGUAUACGGAGGCGUUUUCGGCGGUCUGUUUUUCCUUUUCAUAGGAGUAAACAUGGCGCUCGCAACUGCGCUGUUCAUACAGUGUGAGCCCAGCAAGAAGAAAUCCGUGAAGAAGCGGAAACAGGCCCGGUUGCGGUCCUUGGUGGCGAGCUGCGGAACCUGCUGCACGUUUUUGACGAUGUGGCUAUUAUUUUGGGUUAUGGCCCUCGCCGGGUAUAGUUUUACCGGGGCGGCCUUUAUCCCAACCUUCGUGAUAGGAAACUUUUCCUACGGUUUCCUCGGCGGCGUCGGCAUUCUCAUGUUCCUCGCGCUGAUCAAUUCAAGUAUGCAAGUGGAAGUACGCGUAGGACGUUCGUUUUCAUCUGCAUUUCCGACCAGCAGGCCACAGUAGCACGGCCGCAAAACGUAAUAACUCGGACUACUUCUACAUCAUCUACUUCUCAAAUAUGGUCCACGGCGCGCAUUCUGGUGCUGACUAAGAAAGUAGUGCGUGCUUUUUUUUGUAUUCAUUUUCAUUGAUAGAAGAAGAUAAAUGUUCAUUAUCUUCGAACGGCUGGCGAGCCUGUGACUCCAGGCAGAGAGAAGAUAAGGGUAGGUAAUUUGAUAGGUAUGCGAGGGUCGGGCCCCUUCUCCUCAUUGCUCUACUAUGUAUCUGCUUGGCUAAAAAUGGGCAAGCGCCCCGUCCCGGCUAGACGCCGCCCGAUUCGAUCGCGCGAUCGAAAUUUUCCCCACCCUCCCGCCCUGGAGUGGUAUCAGGAUCGUGCAUACUCGCUGGUAGGCUUUGCCUACCCUCUUCCCCAUCGCUGUCAGAGUAUGCGCCCUGCCGCCAUGACAGGACGGCGCGAGACAUGUGAUACAAAUUACCGAAAUUUAAAUUUCAGUUUGUUGAACACGACGAACAAUAGACAAAGAAGCAGUACUGCGCUAGGGCUAGCAGCGUAGUUGCUUCUGCUGGUAAAAAUAAGAUGUUGAACCACGUCACUGACACGAAUUUUCAUCCUGAGAUCGCUACGGUACGCUUCCUUGAAAGACAAGGACGAGGGAGAAGACGACGAGUGGUAUGGAUAUCACGAUGAAGAAAUAAAGGGCUGCUGAGUCCGUUUGAAAUGAUCAUGUUGGCAUGACAAAAGUCUAUCGGAAAGAUUGAGUCACUGUGUAGUUCUCCUUGCAUAAUAUAUGUAUGUUCGUUGGCAUGAACAUGAUGAUGUUGACAGGAUGAAUCGCCUAAGGAGGCUAUUCGAGGCGAGAACAAUAGUAUCUAUGAUUUUUUCUGCCAGGUUAAUGAAAAACAAAAACCUGCUCAUGCCGUGAUGACUCAGGAUCCGGAUCCUGGUUUCGUUUCGAUACUACGGAAGGCGGUGGAGACGACUGGUAUGGCGAUGAGCAGUGGUAGGUAGAAAAAACAACGAUUGAAUGAGAAUACAUGAAUGAAUCACAUGUUGUAGUACCCAGUACGAUCAAGACCAAAUUUUGUACUCGUCACGGGUUGCACUUACAUGAUCGCUUCCUUUAUUGCCUUCCCCUUUGCCUAGGCCUUCUAGUUUGUGUUUGAGGCACCACGCGAAAAUUUCCACUGAAGCUGAAAAUGGAGAGGUUCAGAAAUGAGAGAACAAAUCCCGAUCCCGCCAAAUCCUGCUGAUGGCAAAGCGGACUUCACUGCUAGGGGAUAGCAUAUUUUCUCGACACGACCUGCUGUGC